AUGGAUACGUUUGUCGUCGAACCCAUCCAGAGCCGUGACCACCAUGGCCCUUCCUCCGACCAAAAUGCCAGUUCCUUGGCGGACGAGCUGCGGGAAGCUUCAGGCGCACCAUCCAACAAUUUCGCCUUUAGCCCUUCACAGCUGCACAAGCUCCUAACGUUGCGUAGCCUGGCAGCCCUCGAUUUUUUUGGCGGCAUCCGUGGCCUUGCUGCUGGUCUUCGAACCGACAUUGCUUCUGGACUCAGCGCCGAUGAGAAUACACUUGACGGCUCAGUUUCGUUUGACGAAGCUGUAGCCGCAGGCCGCGAGGCACGCCUACCUCAACUACGGAGUCUUCAGCCUCCGACUAGCCAUAGCAUUCACAAUGCGUUGCGACUCAGCGAAUCGCCUGAAGGCCUCUUCGCCGACCGAAAAGGAAUAUUUGGGGUCAAUCGACUUCCUCGGCGCAAACAGAAAUCAUUCCUCAAACUCAUGUGGAUCGCUUUCAAUGACAAACUGCUGAUUCUUUUAACAAUAUCGGCAUGCAUCUCCCUGGCUAUUGGCAUUUACCAGUCCGUAAAUGCCGAGGCCGGCUACUCAAAUAUAGAAUGGGUCGAUGGUGUAACAGUUGUGGUAGCCAUUGUCAUCAUCGUCCUAGCAAGCGCCGCAAAUGACUGGCAAAAGAACCACAAAUUCGAAAAAUUGAAUGAGCGCAAGAAGCAUCGUCAAGUCACAGUCUUCCGAUCCGGAAAAGCUAGGCAAGUCGACAUUACUGAUGUCAUGGUCGGAGACGUGAUGCACAUUGAAGCUGGAGAUGUCGUGGCGGUCGAUGGUGUUCUCAUCCAAGCUUCUGGCCUUCGCAUUAAUGAGGCAUCAAUCUCUGGCGAAUCUGGUUUGGUCCACAAAACCGUUUCUGAUGACCACCCUGUGUCUCACGCCGUACUGGCUGACCCUUUCAUCAUGAGCGGAACCACUGUCACUCAGGGAGUGGGAAGAUACCUUGUUGUUUCAGUAGGUGCAAACUCGACCUAUGGUCGAACCCUCAUGUCCUUGCGGCAGGACGUCGAAGAAACUCCGUUGCAAGCCAAACUAGGACGACUUGGCAAGCAGCUUAUCGUGUUUGGCGCCAUUGCUGGCGCCAUCUUCUUUGUCAUUCUGUUCAUUCGAUUUUUGGUUCGCUUGCCAGGGAUGGCCAACAAGGGUCCGUCAAACAAAGCUGAGGCGUUCUUCCAUAUCCUCAUUUUGUCCAUCACCGUUGUCAUUAUUACUGUACCGGAAGGCCUCGCGCUCAAUGUCACUGUUGCCCUGGCUUUCGCCACGACACGCAUGCUCCGCGACAAUAAUCUGGUUCGACUCAUUCGUUCUUGCGAAGUUAUGGGUAAUGCUACGAGUGUGUGUUCCGACAAGACGGGUACACUCACCCAAAACAAAAUGACUGUGGUCUCUGGUCGCAUCGCCCUCGAUGGCGUGUUUCACGAUAUGGAACCCUGUUUUGACACAGGACGACCACAGUCGAUGUCCGCCCCCCCAUCAUCCUCGGUGGAAGGAUCUACCAAACUCGCAGCGGCCAUGUCUCACGAAGUGAAGGAUCUUAUCAAAGACAGCGUUGCCCUGAACUCAACUGCCUUUGAGAGCGAUGAUUCCAAGUCGUCAGAAUAUUUUGGCUCUAGUACUGAAACAGCUUUACUAAAGUUCAGCCGAGAUCACCUGGGUAUGGGCCUUUUGAGAACCGAAAGGGCCAACACCCCAGUCGUUACAAUGCUGCCCUUUGAGUCUUCGAGAAAGUGGAUGGCAUCACUGAUCAGAUUGCCAUGUGGAAAAUACAGACUCUUAGUCAAGGGUGCAGCCGAGAUUGUCUUUGAGUACUGCGCGUAUGUCGUCGAAGACCACACGUAUCAGCUGACAACUGCCCGUCUCACGGAAGACGACAGGAUUAGUUUUCGAAAUACAAGUCAAGACUAUGCUAGAAAUAUGCUCCGUCCGGUUGCAAUUGCGUACAAAGACUUUGACGAAACCGACGUCUUUGAAAACCCCGACGAUGAUCCCGCUUCAGUCAACCUGGAAUGGCUCGCAUCGGGCCUGAUAUUCAUUGGUUUCUUCGGAAUCCGUGAUCCACUGCGCCUGGAAGUGAUUGAUUCUGUCAGAAAAUGCCAAGAGGCUGGGGUUUUUGUUCGUAUGGUCACGGGAGACAACUUCUUAACGGCGAAAGCUAUUGCGACUGAAUGUGGCAUUUACUCCAGAGGGGGCAUCGCAAUGGAUGGACCAACAUUCCGCAAGCUUUCUCCAGAGCAACUCGAAGCCGUUAUUCCCCGGCUGCAAGUCUUGGCGAGAUCCAGUCCAGAAGACAAAGUCCUUCUCGUGACCCAACUACGAGCUAUGAAGGAGACCGUUGCCGUUACUGGAGAUGGCACCAAUGAUGCACUAGCCCUGAAAGCGGCAGAUGUUGGAUUUGCCAUGGGGAUUCAGGGUACCGAAGUUGCCAAGGAAGCCGCCUCCAUUAUUUUACUCGAUGACAACUUUGCGUCUAUUGUUAAGUCACUAGGUUGGGGCAGAACCAUUAACGAUGCUGUUAAAAAGUUUUGUCAAUUUCAAUUCACCAUCAACAUCACCGCCAGUAUUCUCGCCAUUGUUUCAGAGCUCGUGGGUGACUCCAUCUUCUCGGUUGUUCAGUUGCUUUGGAUCAAUCUCAUCAUGGACAUCUUUGCGUCACUGGGCCUUGCCACGGACCAUCCCUCGCCUGACUUUCUGAAGCGUAAACCCGAGCCACGAAAUGCUCCAAUCAUCACAAUCACAAUGUGGAAAAUGAUUAUUGGGCAAGCGAUUUAUCAGCUUGCUGUUAUUUUUGUAGUACACUAUGCGGGCUGGGACAUUUUUGAUCCCCAUACCCCCGAAGAGAUUGAAAAACUGCAGACUCUUGUUUUUAACAUUUACGUUUGGAUGCAGUUUUUCAACCAACACAACUGCCGCAGGGUCGACAACAAAUUGGAUAUAUGGUAUCAAGGAGUACUGCGAAACCCAUGGUUCAUCGGCGUCCAGAUCCUCACACUUGCCGGUCAAUUUGUCAUCAUCUUCAAGGGCGGCGAAGCUUUUGACACUGUUCCCUUGACAGGAGCGCAGUGGGGAUGGAGCAUGUUGUUUGGCAUACUGACCAUUCCUCUUGGUGCUCUGAUCCGGCAAUUCCCGGACAAAUAUGUAGCUUCAUUCUUUCGAAAAGCCGGACAAAUACUUCGCUUGCUAACACAGCCUUUCCGGACUUGGUGUGGCUGCUUUUCUAUAUUACACAUUCGCUCUCGACAGAACAUGGAUGAGGAAACUCAAGAAAUGGCUACCAAUAAAGAGGACGAAACAAGCAGAGGUACCGAGGCUGUGGUUUUCAAGCGCCCUACCAGUGGCUCAACUCAUACCGAAGGUUCGACGCACAUACGAAACGUAUCAGAGGCGGUGACACAAGGAUCCGGCGAAAUCGAUGGAGAGGGGGUAGACCUCGAGGCACUAGUUGAUGCUGCGCGAAUUGGUCGCUCCAUCGGCAAGAACAUCCUAGAGCUCCAUCCAAGCACACUCAAAGAUGAUCCUAUCCUUCAAACGAGGACCAAUAUCAGCGUUCCCCCGAGUCAGGACCCUGCGUUCAUGAGAUACAUGGUCCGGCCUCGCGAGCAAGAGCGUUACCCACGUCGAAGACAAGCCGCAACACGUGGCUGGGUAGACCCCCCUCGACCAAUACCAGCCACGGCAACCAAUAGACAUGGCUUGACUUGGGAAGGUUUCUUACGAUCCAAGCGAAGAUGA
This is a messenger RNA of Ustilaginoidea virens, 3765 nucleotides long. RefSeq lists its product as uncharacterized. Gene Ontology annotation, biological process: calcium ion transmembrane transport; intracellular calcium ion homeostasis. NCBI's taxonomy places the organism in Eukaryota, Fungi, Ascomycota, Sordariomycetes, Hypocreales, Clavicipitaceae. The transcript has 2 exons. The coding region runs from base 1 to 3765 and encodes 1254 amino acids. Gene Ontology annotation, molecular function: ATP hydrolysis activity; ATP binding; P-type calcium transporter activity. The record is from RefSeq and is a predicted model, not a curated record. Gene Ontology annotation, cellular component: membrane; intracellular membrane-bounded organelle.